Messenger RNA from Balaenoptera ricei (Rice's whale), 2042 nucleotides. It is a transcript of the gene DTX3, whose product is annotated as deltex E3 ubiquitin ligase 3. NCBI's taxonomy places the organism in Eukaryota, Metazoa, Chordata, Mammalia, Artiodactyla, Balaenopteridae. The record is from RefSeq and is a predicted model, not a curated record. Gene Ontology annotation, biological process: protein ubiquitination; Notch signaling pathway. The transcript is spliced from 6 exons. Bases 371 to 1414 code for a protein of 347 amino acids.
GCUUGUGGCUAGAAGGGGUCAAAGGAAACGGUGAUUAUCACCCGUGAAGGGGAAGGGGGGUGCUAUCCUCCUUCCUUCCCUUUCCCUCAGUCUGCACCCCCUGCAAACUCCCCCCCCCGUCCCCCGCCACCUUCUCGGGGUCUCCCCCCCACCCUGGUUGCUAAGGCCCAGACCGUCAUCCCAGCAACAGCCUCAGUCAUGUGACCGGCAAUGGCGGCGCUGACAAGAGUCCUGGUCAGCUGAGUGUGGAAACAGAGGGAUUUCUGCUGCUCUCAUCGUCCAUGGGCUUUCCAGGUCACACAACCUACAAGUAGGGAGCAGGAACAGAGAGAGAGAGCCUGCAUGCCAAUUCCAAGCUCUUCAGGAUCAAAUGUCGUUCGUCCUGUCCAGAAUGGCAGCCUGUGGAGGCACCUGCAAGAACAAAGUGACUGUCUCCAAGCCUGUGUGGGACUUCCUCAGCAAGGAGACCCCCGCCCGGCUGGCCCGGCUUCGGGAGGAGCACCGUGUGUCCAUUCUCAUAGACGGCGAGACUUCUGACAUCUAUGUCCUCCAGCUUGCCCCCCAGGGCCCUCCCCCAGCCCCUCCCAAUGGGCUCUACCUGGCCCGGAAGGCUCUCAAGGGGCUGCUCAAAGAGGCAGAGAAAGAGCUGAAGAAAGCUCAGAGGCAGGGGGAGCUUAUGGGCUGCCUGGCUUUGGGGGGUGGAGGGGAGCACCCUGAGCUGCACCGCCCAGGCCCGCCCCCUCUCCGAGCAGCCCCACUCCUGCCCCCAGGGGCACGGGGGCUGCCCCCCCCUCCUCCUCCCCUGCCCCCUCCUCUUCCCCCCCGCCUUCGGGAGGAGGCAGAAGAGCAGGAGAGCACCUGCCCCAUCUGUCUGGGGGAGAUCCAGAAUGCCAAGACAUUGGAGAAGUGCCGGCACUCGUUCUGCGAGGGCUGCAUCACCCGGGCCCUGCAGGUGAAAAAGGCCUGCCCCAUGUGUGGCCGCUUCUAUGGGCAGCUGGUGGGCAACCAGCCCCAGAAUGGGCGGAUGCUGGUCUCUAAGGAUGCCACACUCCUACUACCCAGCUAUGAGAAGUACGGCACCAUCGUCAUCCAGUACGUCUUCCCGCCCGGUGUCCAGGGGGCUGAACACCCAAACCCAGGAGUUCGGUAUCCUGGCACCACACGGGUGGCCUACCUCCCGGACUGCCCUGAGGGCAACAAGGUGCUGACCCUGUUCCGCAAGGCAUUUGACCAGCGUCUCACCUUCACCAUUGGCACGUCCAUGACCACAGGGAGACCGAAUGUCAUCACCUGGAACGACAUCCACCACAAGACCAGCUGCACAGGGGGACCACAGCUGUUUGGGUACCCGGACCCCACCUACCUGACCCGGGUGCAAGAGGAGCUGAGAGCCAAGGGCAUCACCGAUGACUGAAGGACAUCCCCUUUGGGAGGCCCCUGCUGUUCUCCUUCAGUAGGACCCAGUGGGAGCCUCUGUUGUCUCUCCCUCUGCCCCCCUCAUCACUCAAGUAGGGGACUGUCUGACUGGGGAAGGGGUUCAGAGAAGGAGGGGCGAUCCCUUCCCCAGUCCCCCACAGGCUGAGUGCUUCAGUGCAGUGUGAGCCACUCCCUUCUGGCAGAGUCUGAUGUCCCAGGCUCUGCUCCCCUCCUCCCCAUGUACAUACUCCCAGUCUUCCUGCCCCCUCCAUUGCCCUUGGCUUUUUCUGGUUUGUGAUGUGCUCCAGUGACUAAGCUGAGAAAGGACCUGGGUGGGGAGGAGAGGGUCUCUUGAUCCCCCCCCCCCAUACUGCUCCACUGCUGAAUUUCUGCGCUGGGAGAGGGGUCAGGCUGCUGUGAGCCCCCAUAGAGCCGGCCGCGUGUGUUCUUCAGAAACAAUUCCCCUUCUCCCUUAACCUUGUCCUUUCUCUCCUGUGUCUCUGUCUUUGUCAGUCUUUCUCCCACUCUUCUCUGCCCCCUAGAAGGAGCCUCCUUACCCUGUUCUGGAAUCGCCGCCAGACUGUAGCUUUUAAUUUAAUAAAAAUAAAGUAAAAUAUGCAACUCUC